Molecule: messenger RNA, 2759 nt
Organism: Micropterus dolomieu (smallmouth bass)
Lineage: Eukaryota; Metazoa; Chordata; Actinopteri; Centrarchiformes; Centrarchidae
Product: carboxypeptidase Z-like
Exons: 11
Coding region: 132-2144 (670 amino acids)
Biological process (GO): proteolysis
Molecular function (GO): metallocarboxypeptidase activity; protein binding; zinc ion binding
Source: RefSeq, a predicted model, not a curated record
CACUUCAGAGCCAUUUCCUCUGUAACCUGAUCGUUGACCGUAAUACGUCUAAUAAAGUCGCUUAAAGUCGCACACACCCUCUGGCUGCGUGUGUGAGGUGCCACAUCGAAGUGGAAUAUAAACCGCGGAAAAUGCGCAUCAUGCUGCUGUUCCUGCUGCAGUUGUUGGUCCUUGCUUCGUGUGCUCCUCAACGGUGUGACCCAGGAUUUCGGGGACUGUGCAAGCCAACAGUGGAAGAAAAACCCAAAUGCACGGAUGUGUUGCUGUCCUACUGCGACGACAUGGCCUACACUCAGACCAUGUUCCCGAACAUCCUCGGCCACAAGACCCGCGAAGACGCCGAGGCUGGCACCGAGUACCUCCUCAUGAGUGUGGUUGAGUCCCUGCUCAGGGGAGAGUGCAACCCUGAAAUCCGCAUGCUGGGCUGCUCUGUGUUGGCUCCGCGCUGCGAGAAGGAGACGGUGCUGAAGCCCUGCCGCGUCACCUGUGAGGCGGUGCGUAAAAGAUGCAUCCACGCUUUCGAAGCGAUAGAGAUGGCUUGGCCCUACUUCCUGGACUGUGACCGCUUCUUUGUCAGUGUCGAAGAGGGAUGUUAUGACCCUCUGGAGGGCCUCAGAGCAGAGCAGAAUGCAGAGACGGUUGACAGCAUGGAAGUUCUUUCUCCAGAGGAGGCUGCUACCACGAUAAAGUUCACCUACCAUUCCAACGCUCAGAUGAUCGGUGUCUUGAAGAAAACUGAGGAACGAUGCUCUGACAUAGCAAGAACCUACAGCAUUGGCCGCAGUAUGGAAGGCAGGGAGCUGCUCGUGAUUGAGUUCUCAAACAACCCCGGCGAACAUGAAUUACUCGAGCCAGAGAUAAAGUACCUCGGCAACAUGCAUGGAAAUGAAGUCCUGGGCCGCCAGCUGCUGAUCUACUUGGCUCAGUACCUGUGCUCAGAGUAUCUGCUGGGGAACGAGCGCAUCCAGACCCUCAUCAACACCACCCGCGUCCACAUUCUGCCCUCCAUGAACCCUGACGGAUACGAGGUGGCUUCUUCUGGAGUCCAAGACAAUAACUACGGGGAUGAUGAGGGGGAGGGUCAAAGACAUGAUGCUUGGAACAUGGGCAGAAACAAUGCUCAGAACACCGAUCUGAACAGAAACUUCCCCGAUUUGACGUCCGUUGUUUACAGCAGACGGAGACAAAAGGGCUACCGCACCGACCACGUCCCAAUCCCAGACUAUUACUGGUUUGGUAAGGUUGCACCAGAGACUUACGCUGUCAUGAAAUGGAUCCGCUCCAUCCCGUUUGUGCUCUCUGCUAACUUCCACGGCGGGGACCUGGUGGUGUCCUACCCCUACGACCUGUCCAAACACCCGCUGGAGCGUAACAUGUUCUCCCCAACACCGGACGAUCAGGUUUUCAAGCUUCUCGCCAGAACAUACGCCAGUGCCCAUGAAAGAAUGUCCUAUGAAAAUGCCCGGUGUGGAUCAUCUCGUACUCACAGUCAGAAAGGAAUCAUUAAUGGGGCACAGUGGUCCAGCAUAGCAGGCAGCAUGCAAGACUUCAACUAUCUUCACACCAACUGCUUUGAGGUGACCGUGGAGCUGGGCUGUGAUAAAUUCCCCCCUGAAGAGGAACUGUUUCUCGGCUGGCAUGAGAACCUUGAGGCUUUGAUUGCAUUUAUGGAAGCAGGCCAUAGAGGCAUCAAAGGUCUCGUAAAAGACGAGGAGGGAAAUGCAAUCAAAGGUGUACGAAUAUCAGUCAGAGGAAUACGGCACGAUGUUACCACAGCUGAAGGCGGAGACUACUGGCGCCUUCUCACCCCUGGCAUCCACAUCGUGACCGCCUCGGCCCCGGGCUACACCCGAGCUAUGAAGAAAGUCCACCUGCCUCCUCGAAUGCUCACAGCAGGCCGGGUGGACUUCGUGCUGCAGAAAGCUGCGCUGGAGCCUGACAUGCAAGAGGAGGAUGACACCAUCCCGUCCAUGGGAACCUAUGAGCGCUUUGACCCUUAUAACCAGUACGAGCGCUACACCCUGAUGGCCGAUUUGAGCCAGAACCGCGAGGAGAGAGCAGAGAAGCCCUGGUGGUGGAACUACUUUGUCCUGCCGGGAGGACCCGCGCCAACCUGGCUACUCAAACACCAUUACAGCUUUUAAUGGGAAAACGGAAUUAUCUCUUUCUACAGUAUACAUACAAACCGAGCUGUCAUGUAAUGAAUGUGCUGCUUUUUAUUGCUGCAGUAAAGUGUCACAGCUAGCUGGCUGGCCUUCAUGUUAGCUUUCAUGCUUUUACCUACAUGUCUGUUUGGUCCCAAGGCCGAAUUUGAAAUUAUAAUGUAAGAACCUCACAGCCUUGACAUGAAAGAACUUCAAUUAAUGACCAUGAUGAAAUGAAAGUUUGUUAAAUACUUUUAUUACAAUUUUUACUGCAGGAAAAACAGCUUUUUAUCAAUAAAAAUUAUUGGGAUUUAUAGUCACAAUGUGAGUCCUUACAGCUGCACCGAAGCACGCAAGGCAUAUUAUUUGUACAGCAACUUUCAAACAAGAAAUGCAUCAGAACAACACUUAAAAAAUACAAUAAAAAGGAAAAUAGAUAUGUUGAAAAAACAGUACUCUGAUAAUGUAUAUCCCAUAUGUAAUAUUGGUUCAGUUAUUACUUUUUAGUAAGUAAUGAAACCAGGUGGCCACUAGGGGGCAGGCUGAAUCAACUUCUGGUCUAAGUUACUGCAGUGUUGAAUGUUGAAAUAAAUGUGACAUGUCAAUAACCUGUGA